GUCGUCUUUCUCUUCAAUGGUCAUAGCGUCUACCAACUAUUGCCAGUCUCGUCAUCCACAAUUUCCCAAUAAUACCCGACAUACGAUGGGUGAUAACGUAAUUUUCACAUAGAUCAAAGCCAAAUCGCACGCAGUUUCUCCCCCUCUCACACAAACUAAGUGUUCCGCUCCGAGCCGUUAUCGGAUUUCAAAUCCCCAAUUCGGGGCUUAUGAAGUUCAAUUUGCAAUCUGCAAUUUCGGGCUUUACCCAGUUUCUGUUUCCGCACGUUUUAUGAUGUUCGCGACGCCUCAGAAGAAGGUGUGGCCUGCUUCGUCUCUUACCCCCAGAAGCGGCGCCCACAAGAUCGUAACCGGGUCGGGGUUGAAUCCGGAUUCCGGUGACGCCACAGCUGGCAAGGGGAAGGGCCUCGUUGCUUUUUUUGAACCCACUGCAACGCCAAAUUCGGGUUUGGUACUGCAGAAUUCUGGAAAUGAUAUGUUCUUCGAGGCGGCGGGUGACCCGCAAUCGCUGGCCGAGAACAUUUUGAAACUUGAAAACGAGCUUUUCGACUACCAGUACAAUAUGGGGCUUCUCUUGAUUGAGAAAAAGGAGUGGACUUCUAAGUAUGAAGAUCUUAAGCAAGCAUUAGCAGAAGGAAAGGAUGCCCUCAAACAAGAGCAAAAUGCCUAUUUAAUUUCAAUAUCUGAAGUUGAGAAGCGAGAGGAGAAUUUGAGAAAAGCCCUGGGUGUUGAGAAGGAGUGUGUGCUUGGUCUCGAGAAGGCUUUGCAUGAAAUGCGUUCGGAGAAUGCAGAAAUCAAGUUUACCGCUGAUUCUAAGUUGGCUGAAGCAACUGCAUUAGUCACUAGCCUUGAAGAGAAAUCUUUGGAGGUAGAGGCAAAAUUGCAUGCUGCUGAUGCCAAGUUUGCUGAGGUGAGCAGAAAGAGUUCAGAAAUUGAGAGAAAAUCACACGAAUUGGAGACUCGAGAAGUUGCACUUCAGAGGGACCGCUUAUCCUUCAUUUCGGACCGAGAAUCUUAUGAUUCUACUUUAUCUAAGCAAAGAGAGGACUUGCGAAAUUGGGAAAGAAAUUUGCAAGAAGGAGAAGAAAGGCUGGCCAAGGGUCAAAGAAUUCUUAACCAAAGAGAGGAGAGGGAAAAUGAGAAGGAGAGGAUUUUCAAGCAGAGAGAAAAGGUGCUUGAAGAGGAACAGAAAAAGAUUGAUGCAGCCCACAGUAGCCUGAAAAAGAAAGAAGAUGAUAUAAGAAGCAGGCUUACAAAUUUAACUUUGAAAGAGAAGGAAUUUGAUGCCAUGAGAACGAACUUAGAGAUGAAAGAGGAGGAGUUACUUGCAUUAGAAGAAAAGCUGAAUGCUAGAGAAAAAGCGGAGAUUCAGAAGCUUCUUGAUGAACACAAUGCCAUUCUGGAUGCAAAGAAGCGUGAUUUUGAGUUGGAAAUUGAUCAAAAGAGAAAAUCCGUGGAUGGCGAAUUAAAAAACAAGGUGGUUGAAGUGGAGAAGAUGGGAGCAGAAGUUAAUCACAUGGAGGAGAAAAUUGCACAUAGAGAGCAGGCAUUGGAAAAGAGAUUGGAAAAGCUACAGGAGAGAGAAAAGGACCAUGAAUCCAAAUUGAAAGAUCUGAAGGAAAGGGAGAAGUCCAUCAGAUCCGAGGAGAAGAAUUUGGAGAAUGAGAAGAAACAAGUGUUUGCUGAUAAAGAAGAUUUGCUUAGUUUUAAGGCUGAAGUUGAGAAGACAAGGGUUGACAAUGAUGUGCAGUUAUUGAACAUACGGAAAGAGCAGGAUCUGCUUCAAGUAAGUGAAGAAGAGAGAUCAGAAUAUGUUCGCUUGCAGUCAGAGCUAAAACAGGAAAUAGAUAACUACAGGCUUCAGAAAGAACAACUUUUGAAGGAGGCUGAAGAUUUAAAGUUGCAAAAGGAGACUUUUGAGAGUGAGUGGGAUGAGCUGGAUGUGAAAAGAGCUGAGAUUGAGAAAGAACUGAAAAAAGUGACUGAACAGAAGGAAGAAGUUGAAAAACUAAAACACUCUGAAGAAGAAAGGCUGAAAAAUGAGAAGCUGGUGACACGGGAGUAUAUAGAAAGGGAGCUGGAAGAUCUUAAAUUGGCCAAAGAAUCUUUUGCAGCUCAAAUUGAUCAUGAGAAGUUAGUAAAUGCUGAAAAAGCCAAAAGUGAGAGAAUGCAAAUGCUUCAUGAUCUUGAGCUACAGAAAAGAGAACUUGAGACUGAUAUGCAGAAUCAGAUGGAGGAGAAGGAAAAGAACUUGCACGAGAGGGAGAAGUUAUUUCAGGAAGAAAAAGAGAGACAACUAGACAAUAUUAAUUACUUAAGAGAAGUAGCUAGGAGAGAAAUGGAAGGAAUAAAACUUCAGAGGAUUAAAUUAGAAAAAGAAAGACAAGAAGCCGAAGAAAACAGAAAGCAUCUUGAAAGGCAACAAGUGGAAAUGCGAAAGGAUAUUGAUGAGCUUGCUGACCUUAGCAGGAAGUUGAAAGAUCAGCGCAAACAAUUUAUUAAGGAGAGACGACGCUUUAUUUCAUUUGUUGAAAAACUCAAGAGUUGUCAGGGCUGUGGUCAAAUCAUUUCUGAGUUUGAGCUGUCUGACUUACAAUCUUUAGUGGAAAUUGAGAAUGCACCUCUGCCAAGACUGGCUAAUAUUCACACAAAAGAAGGUGGUCAUGGAAGUACGGUUGUUUCUGAGAUGCAAAACAUUGAGAUAUCUCCAGUUGUAGGUGGCUCAAGAUCUCCAGUUUCUGGUGGAACUGUAUCUUGGCUACGCAAAUGCACCUCCAAGAUUUUUAAUUUCUCCCCAAGUAAAAUGAUUGAGCCUGCUUCUGUUCAAAAUUUGAUGGAGGCACCUUUGUGUUGCCAGAGUGUUGAUAUGGAAGAACCAUCCAAGAGAGUUUCUAGCACUGAAAAACCUACAGACCUAUCACUUGGUGUGGCGACUGAUUCUGUUCAUGUGCCGAAGAUCCCAUCUGACAACAGCAUGAGAGAGGUAGAAAUCAACCAAGAUCCUUUGGCUGAUUAUCAUAGCAACAUCAAUUGUAAGGCACUGGAAGUUACAGAAGAUUCCCAGCCGUCUGAUUUGGAUGGUGGUCAGCGAAAACUUAGCAAAAGAGGGAGGCCUAGAGUUUAUAGAACACGCUCCGUGAAGGCUGUUGUCAACGAGGCUAAUGCUAUACUUGGGGAAGAUUUAGAACCAAAUGAGAGCGAUUAUACUAAUGGGAAUGCUGAAGAUUCUGCCUAUAAUGAUGCUGAAAGUCAUGGGGAUUCUGGUCUUGAUGAUAAAAGACUUCCAAGAAAUACCAGGAAGCGGAACCAUGCUCAUACAUCUCAAGUCAACGGGGACAAGCAUGGUGGUGAAGAUAGUGAAGGGCGUUCAGAUAGUAAUGUGGGAGGCCAGCACAAAAAAAGGAGACAGAAAAUUCCUCCAGCUGUUCAAACCCCAGGUGAAAAACGAUAUAAUCUCCGGAGACCCAGAACUGCUGUCUCAUCUGCUAGAGCCCAACCUGACCUUCACAAAGAAAACAAGGAUGAUACUGAUCGAGUUAGAGUGACAGGGGAGGACAUUCUUUUGUCUAGAGCUGCUCCCACACAUUCAAUUGGAGCUGCUAGUGAGAAUGAAGGAAGCACUCACUUUGUGCAGUGUGAGAGAAUUUCAGACACUCAGGUUGGCGAUUCUGAUACAAUAAAAAAUCUGGUUGAGAACACUGCUGUGAGUGAAGAGGUGAAUAGGACACCAGAAGGGGCAGGGAAGUAUGGUGAUGUAGAUGAGUACAGGAGCGAAUCCCUUGGUGAAGAUGCUCCCCGGGUUGAUAUUGUGGAUGGGGAGGAGGAUGAUGAUGAUGAAGAGUAUGAACAUCCUGGUGAAGUCUCAGUAAGAAAGAGGCUCUGGACUUUCUUCACUACGUAAUGAUGCUGAGUCCUGUUUGCAAUAUGGUGGGAUUUGGAUGGUCUUAACUACAUCUACUUCUUUAGAUAUGCUGUUAGGAGUGGAUUUUAACACACGACUCAGUCUCUACCCUUUCCAAUUAUUCGUGUCAAAUGAAGACUCCGUACAGGCCUAAUAAGGAGUGAUAUCUUAACUGAUCUAUUGUUGUGCAAUGGUUUUUUUUUAUUCUUAAUACACUCCACAAUUCCAAAUAUUUACAGGCAAAAAU
This is a messenger RNA of Juglans regia (Persian walnut), 4148 nucleotides long. RefSeq names its product protein CROWDED NUCLEI 1-like. The record is from RefSeq and is a predicted model, not a curated record. Gene Ontology annotation, cellular component: nucleus. The transcript has 8 exons. Gene Ontology annotation, biological process: nucleus organization. The coding region runs from base 272 to 3901 and encodes 1209 amino acids. Lineage: Eukaryota; Viridiplantae; Streptophyta; Magnoliopsida; Fagales; Juglandaceae.